Triticum dicoccoides is the source of this 1097-nucleotide messenger RNA. RefSeq lists its product as uncharacterized. The transcript has 3 exons. The record is from RefSeq and is a predicted model, not a curated record. NCBI's taxonomy places the organism in Eukaryota, Viridiplantae, Streptophyta, Magnoliopsida, Poales, Poaceae. Bases 69 to 620 code for a protein of 183 amino acids.
GUGUCCAGCCUCCCCUCCAGUCACUCCCGCCUCCUGCAGCUCGCUGCUCCUUUUUCUCCCAUAGCCCCAUGGCCGCUCCGUCGCCGCCCACACCAGGCACGGGCAGGCUCCCGACGAUGGCGGACAUCAUGGCCGCGUCACGCGCGCAGGGCCUACGCGUGCGCUUAAGCACGGUUGGCCCUCUCUUCCGCGUCACGGCAACCCGCGUCGGCGGCGACGGCGACGUGGAGCUGGGCCGCGCCGAGGGCGCUGUCCGGCCCUGGCCCGGGGGCUCCGUGCUGCACCUCGACUCCAUGCGGAUGUCGCGCGCCACGCUCGAGGUCCCUGACCGGCCGCUCUUCGGCCUCGGCAUCUUCCUAGGCGCCGUCACCGUGCGCCAUGGCUUCGACGCUGGCUGCGUGCGCGCCGAUCUGCUAGCCAUCAACGAUACGCCGCUCUAUCACAACAAGCUUGUUAAGUUCUAUACGAGGAUGGGUUUCAAAGCAGUGCAUGAGGUAGAUGGAUCAUCAAUGAUGGAUCUUGCUCAUAUGUUAGUGUGGGGAGGUAAAGGAACAAGAAUGGAUGCUGAUAUAGAACAGCUCCUCAUGAAGUGGAGCAGAAGAUUCGGAUCUCAAGACUGAAGGCUUUUUUCUUGAACGGGAGUUGCAUUCUUUGCAGCAAAAUAUUUAGAUAUAUGAUAUACAAGCAUUUUCAUCAGCAAGAAACAAAUGGCCAGACAGAUUGUAUAUUUAUAUUCCGGCGACGACCGAAUGUAAGGGGGCAAGAAAAUGGGACUCAACUCAAUCUUCAGGGCCUUCACUUCCUGAGAGACAGUCAAGCUCUUUCAACUGUAGGUCAGGUCAAGCAAGAAAUCUCCAUGAUCCGUCACUCUCUGCGACAAGGAAUCUUAGCAUCUACGCAAAGCUCUUGAAAAAAUGCUGCAAUGCAAACCAUGAAAUGUUACAAUUUUUAGCAUCUACGCAAAUCUUAUAGUAUUCAAAUGGCAUUGACAAAAUGUUACAAUUCAUGCACUUUUAAAAUCCCGUGAAUCAGAUAAGCAUGAAAAUAUUUCAUUGCAAUUUGUAUUGGCAGUCCACGCUUUGUAUGGGGAGCUCCUA